This is a messenger RNA of Musa acuminata subsp. malaccensis (wild Malaysian banana), 1293 nucleotides long. Lineage: Eukaryota; Viridiplantae; Streptophyta; Magnoliopsida; Zingiberales; Musaceae. The record is from RefSeq and is a predicted model, not a curated record.
AUGUUGACCGCAGUCAACUUCUCACCGGCCCCACCUGCGUUCCUCGCCGCAGCCGUUCCCCAAGCCUGCGUUCACACGGUGCACCGCCGCACGCGGGGGCGUUUCACGCUCGCAGUCCUCCCCGCGGCCGCAGCCCGCUGUCUUCAUCGCCGCCUCCCCGUUUGCCCGCACCGCACCCCGCAGUCACAGUCGCCGAAGUCGUCCGCCGCAGCCGCAGUCGCCCGCCGCAACCGGCCACGUGCUGUCGCACCUCUCCGCUCGCAGGCGGCGAGCCCUCCACCUUCCCUUGCUUCUAUAAAUGGAGCUUUGGGGAACAACAGCGAGGGAAACGAAGGAGAGAACAAGGAGAGAGAUCAAGGGAUGAGAAUUACCCUUGAUCUUGGUGAAAAUAAAUUGCAUGGCAGAAUUCCAACAUGGAUAGGAAGAAACCUCUGGUCGUUGAGAGUUCUUCGUCUGAGGUCAAACUUUCUAAAUGGUACCAUCCCAAUGAAUAUAGCGGAUUUCACUUCUCUCCAGGUAUUGGAUCUUUCUUCCAACAAUCUAACUGGCAGUCUACCAUCAUCUCUAGGAAAUUUCAGUGCCAUGGUUGAGACACAAAAUGAUACCGGGUCAAUGCUUCAUAUCGACAACUAUUAUUAUGAAGAGAGCAUCUUGAUGACCACAAAAGGAUCAACGAUUGAUUACACAACCAUUCUCUCGCUGGUGACAAGCAUAGACUUGUCAAAUAAUCAUCUCUCUGGUGAAAUCCCAAAAGAACUGACCAAGCUUCUCGGAUUGCGCUUCCUAAACUUAUCCAACAAUCAUUUGACGGGGAGGAUUCCAGAAAAGAUUGGUGAUAUGAAACAGCUAGAAUCACUUGACUUAUCGAUGAACAGUCUCACCGGGGAGAUACCUUCGAGCUUUUCUGCUAUGAAUUUCCUGGAUUAUUUGAAUCUGUCUUACAAUAACUUGUCAGGCAAAAUACCCACGAGUGGUCAAUUGUCGACCUUUGGCUCAUGGUCAUAUGUGGGUAACAAAGACCUUUGUGGUACGCCACUGCCAGAUUGCCCUGUCUAUCAAACUCCACCUGAUGCCAGAGUUAAAGAUGAUGAGAAGCUCGACAAAUUAUUGGAGUACACCAGUAUUGUGGUUGGAUUUGUGGUCGGCUUUUGGCUGUUUAUUGGCACACUCAUCAUGAAGCAGGCCAUCAGAUUUGCUUUCUUCCGACGGAUCGACAAGACCAUUGACUGGAUGUAUGUUCAGUUUGCAGUUAAGCUUGCGAAGCUCAAAUCCAAAUGGCAAACGAUGACAUGA